Messenger RNA from Cotesia congregata, 252 nucleotides. Lineage: Eukaryota; Metazoa; Arthropoda; Insecta; Hymenoptera; Braconidae. The record is from the annotation of a GenBank genome assembly.
AUGGUUGAGAAAUUAUUACAAGCCAAUAAUUACCCAAGAAGUGAUUUGAGUAAUAUAAGAACUACAGCUGGUAAUAACAUUUGGACAUGUAGCAGAUUUCCUUACAUAAUAGGUCUUUCACUGAGAACAGGAUCGUUAUUUAGACACACAAAUUGUAAACUGGUAUUUUACAACCUAUUUAAAGUUAAAAAUUUAUACUCCGAGGUGAAGGACAAAUUAAGGAGGAUGACAAAUCGUGUUUGGUAUAUAUAG